Molecule: messenger RNA, 2082 nt
Organism: Fusarium sp. VM40
Lineage: Eukaryota; Fungi; Ascomycota; Sordariomycetes; Hypocreales; Nectriaceae
Source: the annotation of a GenBank genome assembly
AUGCACGUCCCAACAACGCUAGGUCGCUUGGUUCUAGGCGCCGGUCUUUGUGCUGCUCGUGCAUGUGCUCCUCAUCCUCGACCAUCUUCGCUAUCAGCCUUGACAAGCGCAGCUGUGACUGGCCAAAGCUCCGUCACUACUGAGGAUACAAUUCCUACUUUCCCCUCUUCUGCUGAGAAUCCCUCGAGUGCUACAAGCUUGAGCACAUUCGUUGAAUCAUCUGGAACGAAUAUCGAAACUUCUGUACUUCUAGUGUCAACUGGUGAAACAUCAACCACCCAAAACUACGCCACUGCCGAGGGCACAGCCACCACUUUCGCCUCUUCUUCUGGAGAGACGUUAGCUGUUACCAGCUCUGGCACAUCCAUUGAACGCUCUACAUUACCAGUCUCGACUGGCAGACUCACGACUACUGAAAGUUCUGUUGCUACUGAAGGCGUAUCUACGAAAUUGGCCUCCACUGAUGAGACUAUAACUACCAUUGCAUCUGGUUUUAAUAUAGAAUCCUCUGCAUCAACCACUGCUUCCGCUUCCGCUUCCACUAACAACAAGAGCCUGAAUGUUGGUGGUUCUAACACACCCACUACUCUCACCUCCACUGCCGAGGAGACUCUGACUACUGCCGAUUCUGGUACACCGAGUGGCUCUUCAAUCGCAAUCAUUAGUUCAUCAGCUACUGGUUCAUCUUCUGAAACCUCUGCUACAAACGUCGAUUCUUCUACUAUUAGCUCAUUUGGUACGGCUAUCGAGUCGACACGGACCAUUAUUGAGUCCUCGACCCUUGAACCAACCACAAUAACUACUGGAACUUCCAGAACUUCUUCUGACAUAAGUAUCGGAUCCCCUGAGACAGCGAGUGUUUCCGUUCCUGUAACUACAGAUAUUGCAUCUGGCACUGUUUCUCACACAGUCAUUGCUUCCUCAACGGUCGAUACUUCAAACAUUGAUGCAUCUACCAUAACCAUUGAAUCGUCUGGAGUCACAACUACAUCAAUCACUACUGCCGAGGAAGCCUCAACAAACGCCGGUUCUGCCACAACGCUUGAAUCCUCUCAUGUCACAAUAGAUUCAUCUGCCACAGUCAUACAACCUUCUAUGACAGUCACUGAGUCCUCAGGAACAACUACUGCUUUAGUCUCCACUACGCAGGAUAGUCUACCUGUCACAGUAUCGGACAUAACCGUCGAUUCUCCUACCACCGAGUCUUCUGCCACGACUAUUGGAAGCUCAGAAGCGAUUACUACUCUGGCCUCUACUACCGAGGAAGCUCUUGCUACUACUGGUUCUACCACAGCCACUGAAUCUUCUGGCAUUAGCACAGACUCUUCCAUCGCAACUAGCCAGUCUCCUAUUACGUCCAUUGAAUCUUCUGCAACAACCACUGAGUCUCCUGGCACAACCACAUAUAAUUCUAUCCCCACUAUUGUAUCUUCUGAAACAACGUUGGUCUCGGUCAUCAGAUCUUCAGCCAGUAGUAAUGCCGAUGAGUCAACCACAUUAGCAACGAGCUCUGCUACAGAAAUCACAACAAGUGCCACUUCGGGCACAAUCACCUCUGCAACCUCUGCCGACCCUCCCGUCCACACUGUCGAGAUGGUGCAGGUUGGCGGUUUUGAAGAUAGAGAUCUUGGCCCCUGGGAAGUCAGUGGAGGAGCAACCGUAUCUUUUCAGAAGGACUUCUAUUAUGAUGGCUCGCAGAGUCUGCAACUAGAAGGUCCUCCUUCUUCAAGCACACUGAGGGUGUGCCAGCGGGUCAAGGUUCAACAAGGAUAUGAAUAUACCUUUACGGCAUAUGUUGCGCAAUACUGCCUGGCUGACCAUAGCUCACCCCGUUGGUGUUAUGACGAUGUAAACAAGGCCAAACUCUCUAUCGAUCAAGUGUACAGCUCUGAACAGACAGCAAUUCCCAACAACGCCCCUUUUCAAGAGGUGACAGGGACUUUUCAGUAUGUUGAUCCGAGCAUUGAUUCCACUGAUCUCUGCGUCGAGAUCAACAUUGGUGGGGGAAUUUAUUACAAUUUCUGGAUUGACGGCAUUUCUUUGGGUCGCGGAAAGGCUGUGCCGAUUCCAGAGUGGGAAUAG